GCGAGACUUGUCCGCUCGGUCUUGUCAGAGACUUCAGACUGACUCCAUCGCUGCACGUCUGCACAAAGACUGAACUCCUCCAGCUGCUGAACGCGACCCCCGAGGAGGAGCAACACUCAGACCUGCAGGAUGAACUGCGAACUUCUGGCAACCUGCAGUGCUCUCGGCUAUCUAGAGGGGGACACCUAUCACAAGGAAACAGAUUGUUUGGAGAGUGUGAAAGACUUGAUCAGGUAUUUACGCCAUGAAGAUGACACCCGUGAUGUCCGCCAGGAGCUGGGAGCAGGCCAGAUUGUACAGAAUGACCUUCUGCCUAUUAUCACUCAACAUGGGCAAGAUAAAGCCUUAUUUGAUGCCUCUAUCAGGCUCAUGGUCAACCUCACUCAGCCUGCUAUGCUUUGCUUUGGUAAAGUCCCUGACGACCCUGUGUUUAGACAUCACUUUCUGCAAGUGACAUCUCAUUUACAAGCCUAUAAAGAGGCAUUUGCCAGUGAAAAGGUGUUUGGCAUUUUAAGUGAGAUGUUGUACAACCUUCUGCAACUGGACUGGGAGGAGAGGCAGGAGGAGGAUAACCUACUGAUAGAGAGGGUCCUGCUGCUGGUCAGGAACGUGCUUCAUAUACCUGCAGACCCCUGUGAAGAGAAGAAAGUGGAUGACGAUGCCAGCAUCCAUGACAGGCUGCUGUGGGCCAUUCACAUGAGCGGGUUUGAUGACCUGGUAAAGUUCCUGGCGUCAGCUCAGAGUGAGCAGCAGUGGAGCAUGCAUGUGUUGGAAAUCAUUUCCCUCAUGUUCAGAGACCAGACCCCGGAGGCUCUGGUGAGCGCUGGUCACGCUCGUUCAACGGAGGAGAAGCAGAGAGACGUUCAGGAACUGGAGGUGUUGAGGCAGAAAGAGCUUGCAGAGAAACGUUCUCGCACUUUACAAAGAGGAACCAGACACUCUCGCUUUGGAGGAUCCUAUGUUGUCCAAGGUCUCAAGGCAAUCGGAGACAAAGAUGUGAUCUAUCACAGAAAUAUUCAUAAUUUCAAACAUUACACUCAUGACACAGGCAAAACGUUGAGACGGGUUCCAAAAAGGAAUCGACAGGCCAAGGAAACUAAGGAGAAAAGACGUUCUGCCUUAAACGUGCGACUCUUCCUGCGAGAGUUUUGCAUGGACUUCUUGGAGAACUGCUACAACCACCUCAUGUAUCUGGUCAAGGAAAAUCUGAUUCGAGAGCAAACUCAGCAACAUGAUGAAACUUACUACCUCUGGUCCCUCAGCUUUUUCAUGGCCUUCAAUCGUGGCAACGGUUUCCGUGCUGACUUGGUUUCUGAGACCAUUUCAAUCCGUGCCUUUCACUUCAUUGAGCGCAACAUCACCAACUACUAUGAGAUGCUGCUGACCGACCGCAAAGAGGCCACAUCCUGGUCCCGACGGAUGCACUUGGCUCUAAAGGCAUAUCAAGAGCUGCUGCUCACUGUGAAUGAGAUGGAUCAGUCAAAGGAUGACAGCAUCCGUCAGAGUUCCAACGUUAUUAAAAGUAACAUCUUCUACCUGAUGGAAUACAGGGAGAUUUUUCUAACGUUGCUGAGGAAGUUUGAUGAAACCAAGCAGCCUCACUCUUACCUCAAAGACUUGGUGGAGUCGACUCAUCUUUUCUUGCGCAUGUUGGAACGCUUCUGCAAAGGUCGCAGAAACUUGAUGGUUCAGAAGAAGAAGGUGAGGCGCAAAAAGUCUCGAGGUGAUAAGAAUCUCCCAAAUCCAGAGACAACUCCAGAAGCCCUGGCGGAAGCCUUCAGGAUUGUGGAGGAGGAGCUGAAGACUUCAGGGUUUCAGUUGUCAGAGUCUUUGACUGAAAGCAUUGUUCCAUUCGAUGCCACAUCUGAAACCCCUCUAGAGGAGCAGCGGACUGAGGCUAUGGUAAGAGUUAAGGACGCCAUGCUGGGUCGACUGGGACCAGAAGCACUGGCACUGCUGCGAGCUGCCAGAGAGGUGUGGCCGGAGGGAGACGUGUUUGGUUCAGCUGAUGUGGAUCCUGAGGAGGAACUGGAGCUGCUCAAGCAGAUCAUGCACGCCGACCUGCCAAGGUCCUCUCGUCCUGAGCCUGUGGUAGAGGAGGAGGAUGAUGAUGGAUUAGAGUUAGAAGAAGAAGAGUUGGAGUCCGUCCAAGUUUCUGAAACCGAGUUCAACUUUCUUGACUUCAUCAAGAAGUUUGCCAGCUCCAAUAUCGUGCAUCCAUACCUCGUCCUAUUAAAAUCCUUCUCAAAAAACUCUCCUCACACAAACCACUGCAUCGUUCGAAUGCUGCACCGACUGGCCUUUGACCUCAAAAUGGACGCCCUGCUUUUCCAGCUGUCGGUGUUCAACCUUUUCAACAAAAUCCUGAGUGACCCCGCUGCAGCUGCUUACAGGGAACUGGUGACCUUUGCCAAGUAUGUGCUGAAGCGUUUCUUUUCACUGGCAACAGAAAACAACAAAGCAUAUGUUGAACUGCUGUUCUGGAAAAAUGUGGGAGCUGUACGUGAGAUGACGGAGGGCUACAACAAAGACGGAGAGGGAACUAAACAAACCUGGACUGAGGAGGAGGAAGAGGAGUUGCGCAAGCUCUUUGAGGAGCACCGUCAUUCUGAAGUGCCAGACAUAGUGGAGACUUUGCUGCCAUUGCUCAGCGGCAGCACCCGAAAUCGGCGGCAGGUUGUGACGCAGCUGGUGCGUAUGGGUCUGGUGGACAAUGCUAAGGAACUGAAGAAACAGAAGAUCGGUACCCGCAUUGUACUUUGGACUGAGGAGCAGGAGGAGGAGCUGCAGAUGCUGUUUGAGGAGUACAAAGAUUCUGACGAUGUGCUGGGUAAUAUCCUGAAGAAGCUCACGGCCAAGCGCUCCCGUGCACGAGUGGUGGACAAGCUGCUCAGCAUGGGCCUGGUGUCUGAGAGAAGAGAACUCUAUAAGAAGAGAAGUCGUAAUGCUCACGGGAAGAGCUCUGGGAAAAAAAUGACUGAAGAAGAGUUCCUGUCAGAACUAACACAAGGUGACCUGGAUGAUUCUAUGGACAAAGAUGAGGAAGAGGAUGGAGAGGAUGAGUCUGAAGAGAGUGAGGAAGAUGAAGAGCAGGAGAGGGAAGAAUCCCCAAAUCACGUGCGGAAGAGCCAAAGUGUGCACGCCCCAGUGGAGAGGAGAGCUGAUGUAGGCACCAUGGUCACUGCUCUGCAUCAGGGAGGCAUGUCUGGACCUCUGUUGUGGCUACAGAACUGUCUUAACAGAACAGCAAAUGACCGAGAAGAAGAUGGUCUGUCCCAGCCUGUGCCACUGGUCCCUCUGACCGAGACAAAUGAGGACGCCAUGGAUAACAAGAGCAUCCAGAGGCUGUUACGCAAACUGGGAUUGCGGCCACCGGCAAAUGAACAGGAAACUUUCUGGAGAAUCCCAGCAAAGAUCAGCGUAUUCCAGCUCCGCAGUGCAGCUGCAGCUCUUAGUCUGAGAGAGGACGAACCCAGAGCUGGUGAGGAGCAGGAGAGACCCACGAGUCCACCUGAAAAACACCUUGAGGAGGAGAAGGGGGAGGAGAAGGAGGAGGAAGCAGAGGUGUCAGGUGAACAGAGAACUCAGGCUCUGAGAGCUCUGCUGCUCUCACGCAAAAGGAAACCCCGCACCACCAAGCAUACAGCCUCUGUAUCAGAUUUCGCCUCCGUGGAGAAUACAGGAAGUAAAGCUAAGAGGUCCCAAAAGAAGAAAUCCGCUAAAAGAAGCAGAGUGAUGGACGAUGACGAGGAGGAGAAUGAGGCGGACUCCUCCACUGCCAUGGAUAUGGAUACAAAGAGUGAUGCAGAUUCUGAGCAGGAGGAUAUCUCUGCUCCUGUUAAGCGUAGACGGAAGAUGGUCUUAAUUGAUGAAGAGGAAGACGAGGAUUAGUGAUGAGCUUUAAUGGACCGUAAAAGCUGCGGACACAAAAGACUGGGGUUUUGCUCGGAGGUGGAUGCAGCUCUCUGGAGGAAGUUCAUUCCAGACUGUAGAAACACUGUUAAUAGAAGAACCGAGCAGCCCAAAUAAAUUAUCACUUAGCCAUGCCUCUUUGUCAGUGCAGGUCAUAUUUGCAUUGAUUGGACCAUUUUCUGUAAUAGUGCCUACUAAGUUCUGGGUUUUUUUCUAUUCUGUAAGUUACUCUCCUUUGUUUUCCAUUUUUAGACUUAUUAAUCGACAAUUUCAUCUUUUCCCACGUUUUACUUGUUAGCCUUUCAAAGUGCAAUUCCUGUGAAUUUAUUAAUAAAAAAAAGCACUCUUGUCAAAA
Messenger RNA from Platichthys flesus (European flounder), 4267 nucleotides. It is a transcript of the gene timeless, whose product is annotated as timeless circadian clock. Gene Ontology annotation, cellular component: replication fork protection complex. Gene Ontology annotation, molecular function: DNA binding. The record is from RefSeq and is a predicted model, not a curated record. The transcript has 30 exons. NCBI's taxonomy places the organism in Eukaryota, Metazoa, Chordata, Actinopteri, Pleuronectiformes, Pleuronectidae. The coding region runs from base 130 to 3891 and encodes 1253 amino acids. Gene Ontology annotation, biological process: replication fork arrest; DNA repair; DNA replication checkpoint signaling.